Molecule: messenger RNA, 651 nt
Organism: Cajanus cajan (pigeon pea)
Lineage: Eukaryota; Viridiplantae; Streptophyta; Magnoliopsida; Fabales; Fabaceae
Source: RefSeq, a predicted model, not a curated record
UUCACUCAGGCCACUAUUGGUUUCUCUGGGCAUGGGUAAAACAGCAUGUGGUACUAGAAGCUCUUGGGGAUUGUGGAUGGGAGGGUUUGGAACAGUGGUGCACGUGAUGAGGAAACUUCACACCACUUUCUCACGUGCCAAGGGGGUGAAGCAAGGCCAUUUUGUGGUGAUUGCAACCCAAGGAUGGAAGCCUGAGCGAUUCUUUGUUGAGUUGGGGUUUUUGGAUCACCCUGACUUUGUCAAGUUGUUGAACCAAGCUGAAGAAGAGUUCGGCUUCUCUCAGGUUGGAGCACUUGCAAUCCCUUGCCAACCAGAUGACCUCAAGAGAAUCAUUAAUGGAGGCAGCAGCAAAAAUAAUAGAAACAACAACAAGGCCGUUACACAUGCUGAGUUAAAGGGUAGGCACAAGAAAGCCAGAUUAUGCACCAUCUUGUUCUCUUAUCACCGUUGCAUCGUUGGGGAUGGUCGCUUUUUUUUUCUUCUUCCACAAAGCAAAAAUGUAAUGACGAUGGAGUAGAAGGAUACCCCCUGUUCAAUUACACGAAUAUUUGAUGAGUUCAUAACUUCAUAUAUACGAUUCAAGGACAUUAAUAUCCGAUAAAUUAAGAAGAUGACUUCUUAAUUAGCAUACUUAAUGACAUGAUGUGCAAA